UAUACAGUGAACAGACCAUAAUGAAAGCAAAGGAGGCCAAAUGCACUCAACCCUGAUGCAAUCCCACCUCCCAAUAGUGGUAUCUGACAACUACUUAGCUUUGCUUAAUCUCUCAUAACAUAUAUCUGUAUGAGAGGGAAGCUAGUAAUUCCACUCUCAGACGCUUCCCUAAUUCCAACUCUACCUUUCCUUCCCAAGCUGAACUUAAGACAAUACAGUGCAAGGAGAAAACAUCUUGAACCUGACCCUCUGUAUUGCCCACGGUUGGCUACACAAGAACCUGAAUAUUUGGUUUACGUUUAUUUAUACAGCCCAUAUGUACAGAGAUUAUGCCCAAAAUAAUCCCCAAAGCGAGAGGGAGGAAUAUGAAGACUCAGGAGAGGUCCCAUUCCUUUUGUUGAUCAUUGACUGACAGCUGUGAAAGCCUACACUGUUAUCUGGCUGUCAUACUCUGCCAAUGAGAAUGAGGAGGAAGUAGCCAAACCCUUUUUAUAAGUGUGAGAUUUGUUUGUGAUACCAGUUGUGUUGAAGUCUGCCCGCGAACAUGUCUACAACAAGUCAUGACAGCGUUAAAGCUGGCAUGGAGAACCUCACAGAGACUGCUGGCACCUUCAGUAAACUCUCCUUGGAUCCUGCAGAGGAGUACAAGAUGAACAAAAAACGACGAGGCCUUGCUCUCAUUUUUAAUCAGAAGCACUUUUACACAGGAUGCAAACCCCGCUAUGGGACUGAAGUUGACCGUAACAACUUGGAGAAAAGACUGAAAGAGCUAGGCUUUGAGGUGAAGGUGUAUAACGACAAAACAAAGAAAGAUGUCGAAGACAGAAUCAGAGAAGCUGCAGAAGCGGACCAUUCAGACGCAGACUCUUUCUUACUCGUCUUCCUGAGCCAUGGCGAGAAAGAUCACAUUCAUGCCAGCGAUGACAAGAUCAGCAUUCAGGAUAUCACAGCUCGGUUCAAAGGAGACAAGUGCCCGACCCUUGUAGGCAAGCCAAAGAUCUUUAUACUACAGGCAUGUCGUGGAGAAGAGUAUGAUAAUCCUGCGACUGCCUGUGGUGGUGGUGAAAGUGAGCCAAAGGAAGAUGAGUUGAUGGUGGAUGCCAGUGCCAUACACACACUUCCUGCUGGAGCUGAUUUCAUCAUGUGCUACUCCGUGGCUGAAGGUUACUUUUCCUUCAGGAAUGUACUAGAGGGCUCCUGGUACAUCCAGGAUCUUUGCAAGACCCUUGGAGAGUAUGGUGACUCCCUUGAAUUUACAGAUUUACUCACAAUGGUCAACAGGAGAGUGUCGAUGAGGAGUGUUGAGAAGUGUACAGACCCGGCUGCCAUUGAGAAGAAGCAGGUUCCUUGCUUUUCUUCAAUGCUCACUAAGCAACUGUACUUUAGACCAAAAGAGUAAAUGUGUCAGAGCUGCCAAUACAAUUCUCCUAAUGACUGCACUGUGAGAAUUGUGUUUGGAAUCUCUUAAUAAAUGAAGACAAUAAAAAUGUAAUUGGUCAACUUACA
Messenger RNA from Notolabrus celidotus (New Zealand spotty), 1506 nucleotides. RefSeq names its product caspase-6-like. Gene Ontology annotation, cellular component: cytoplasm. The record is from RefSeq and is a predicted model, not a curated record. The coding region runs from base 545 to 1399 and encodes 284 amino acids. The transcript has 7 exons. Gene Ontology annotation, biological process: apoptotic process; proteolysis. NCBI's taxonomy places the organism in Eukaryota, Metazoa, Chordata, Actinopteri, Labriformes, Labridae.